AGAAAGUUUGAUCAUCGUUCGAGGAUCGUGGUUAUCGUUCACAUCGGCAUAAUUGUAGCAGUAGCUCGCCAUUCAUGCUGUUCUUUGUGAAGACGACCGCAAGCCGCUUUAAUAGAACAAGAGUCGAACGAUGAAACAAAAGUUUUCGCCGCCAGAGUGACGAGAGAAAAUGGUGACAAGGAGAAAAUUUGACAUCUCCAGGUCACUUCAGAUCCAAGUAUUGAGUUUGAGAGGAUAGGAUAAUUUGUGAUUUAGUCUCAUCAUUUGAUGUGAUUGUGAUUAUCACAGAAACAGUAGAAAGUGCCGCUGCAUUAAAUACGAUUUGUCCUCUAGGGUGUCUUCGAAUUUGGAUGUGGAAGAGAGACACUUCUUUGUUAAGUAAUUUGUCACAACGACAAGUGACUAACAACAACAAGUAGCCAUGCUGCUGCAUAUUAAAAAUAUGAUCUUCGCAGCGGCUGCGCCUGCGGCAGGGGUAACGUCCAUGAUGCGUCGUCUCGUUUCGCGCUUCGAGCAAAGUACCGAAAAUAUCAUCAUCGACGGAUUUAAGUCAUACCUUGAAGCCGCAAAGAAGAAGGAAUGUGAUAAAAAGGAUCAUGCUCCUGUUACUAGUGCAGCUAGAGCGCUGAUGCUUGGACGUAGUGACCCCAAUAAAGAAGUUACGAGCCGCGAUAAACUUGGCCAGCUCGCCGCUGCAAUGCUCCUCGCCGAGGAGACCCCACUUCAAGCGGCAUCUGCUGGUGAUGUUCAUACUGAUUGGUACUUCAUGGCGAAGGAGUCGGAAGUGGCGACAUUUGUAGACGACGGAACUGAAACUCGUACUCGGCGCGCUUACCGGAUCACCAUGCAGAUUACAGCAGGUAGCACUAGUAUAACGGACGACAGAGGACACGACCGAGAGCUCCGGAUUCUGCGGGGCAAUGUUAUUCUUGUUGAUGGCGAACCCACUGGCAACCCCCUACAAGCGCCUCAGAGCUUCCUCAAAUUCACGAUGACAACAAAACGAGAAGUUAAAGUUUUAGAGGACGCCUCCAAAUCAAGUCCUCUUCCUCUAGGCAGCUACAUGUGCCACUACUUCUACGAGUUCGUAGUGCACGAAUUUCCGCAGUCUUCAGGCACGACGAGGGAGAUAUUGCAGACCACUUUUAGUACUCGCGAAUUCAAAUCCUCCAUAGUAGAUGACAUCAUCCAGGGGUUUAGAGGCUACUUGGACGGAACAUCAAGGAGCCUCGUUUAUUCAUUGACGGAUCCCGAUCGCGCGGCACUGUCGACGCCGAACUCUUACGAUCAAAUUGAGAGUAGCAAGCAACUUGGCCAGCUCGCCGCUGCAAAGAGCGUGUUCGACGAACCCACAGCCACACCUAAACAGGUUACGUGUUCCUCAGGCUGGAACAUCAAGGACUUCACCGGAGUGACGCACGCGUACGAAGUCUGCAUUGCUGACCCCGAACCCCAGAAGCCGCGACUGGUCUCUAUAUACCAUGUCCAAGCCGACGUCCCUGCGGACAAGAAGAAGUCGCCGUUCCUCCGUUUCCGGAUGACAAAAGAGGUGCACCCAAUUGUUGGAGCUAGUAACCCGUAUUAUAGACAACUCAUCAAGAAGUACGUGUACCAAGUUUUUAAUGUCGGCGUGAGAGGAGAGGGUUUUGAACUUACCUUUGUUCCUCCUGAUGCAGUGACAAGUGUCUCUGAGAUCAUUUACGGAUUCCUUGACCACAUCAUGUUGAACAUGUUCCCCGCCGAGAAGAAGAAGAAGAACGAUAAAGAAAUCGAAGAGACAAGUCUACCACUUACCGAUGGUAACAUGUUUGGGACGGACAUUAGCAGUGCAGCUGCGACAUCUUUUAGACCUCGUGUCGGCAAUGGCAAGAAAGAGGACCCGGAUUAUCUUGAGUGGAAGAUCCAUACUAGAAUUGGCGGCGAACGUUUUUCGGCCGUUUUUACACCAGCAGCUAGUACACCUGUCACCUACGACACUGAGGAGGAGAAGCGGGAGCGCGAAUUCGACACAGGAUCCAUCGAGGUACUUCGAGGUCGCGAAGCUCUCUUUGCGUUCACCAGCAGCGUCGAAGAGGAGACCAUUCUUCAUAACGAGAGCAACAAGCAGCUUUAUUGUCAGAUUAGCCGGAGCUUUAGAAUCAUCAGCAGAAGUACUAAAAUGCCAAACCAGUUGACCAUUGACUUGAUCAAGGGAAUCUCCAUCACAAACACAGUAGAAGUGUUAGGAGGUCUACGAAUGACCGAGGGACAACGAUGUAGAAUGCAGGCCAUGCAGAACAUGUUUCCCCGUUCGCAAUUGUCGUUAACGUUAUUUGUUGCCGCCUUUUCACAGUACAUGGACUACAUAGCAGGUGGACGCGAGCCGACAUCGCAGAGCCAGGUCCUCGCAGCUAUUGGUUAUGAUAGAAGAGUUGAUACCGAGUGCAAAAAGGACGGGGGGAUCUUCUUCUGUAGCAACGACAAGAUGCUGGACUUCGUACAAAACUACGACCUCAACGACGCAUCACUGGUGAGUAAGCACGGCGGGAUCUCGGAGGGGACAGUAAUUCUUAGAAUGGAUACGGUGGAGAGGCUGUCACUCGAAUAUUUUCACGAAGAAAGAUGGCACCAAAAGAACAUCGUGCGCGUCUAUGUGACUGCCUUCAAGUGGCAUUCUAAGGAAGCUUAUCGACUCGAGCAUGAAUUACUAGCCUUCGAUGUGCACUACACAACAGCAUCUCUCUCGUACUCGGUGUCCGAGAAGAAGUUGGAAGGCGACGUCGUCGGCAAGCAAUUAUCUGAUUGGCAGUGGGAGACGCUUGGACUUGGAGCAGAGGGGGGUCUCGGAACAGCGAGGGAGAGAACGAUUGCCAUGACCGACGAGCAGAUGAACACGUGGAAAGAAAAGGUCGAACAAAGCAACAUGAAGGGCCUCUACAGAUAUUCCCUUGCUGGCCAGAAGAGUGCCACGCCUCUCGCACUUACGAAAGAUCUUCUUAAGGAAGUAGCAGGAAUCGCACUCAGUGAUGAAGAGUGGGAGGCAACGGACAAGAGGUACAAGGAGGAGGUGGGGGGGGAGGAACGUAGCUUCACACAAACGAGGACAACACCUUCACCUUCACGACUAGUAGCGCAAAACAACAUCAACCACAUCUCUUCCUACUCACACAAUUGGCUAUCUUCCGCUUACGAGAAUUAUCCGCUCCACAUCUCCUCCUACUCACACCGUUUUCUAUCUUCCGCCUACAACAGUCCAGCGUGGUUGGUCCUCCUCGGUUUUGGUGUGAUCAUCAUACUUCUUGCGGGUUUCGUGUUCCUCUCGAAGUGCGCGCGUCAAACUGCAUCCCAACUGUUUCGCUACGAGCAGACGCGCGAUCGCGAACAGUCGCACAGUGCAUCCAGCAACGAGGCCAUUUAUGGGGCCUUGGAGCGAGGUGAAGCAUCUUCAGACCCCAACGUGAAGGAGGAAAAGAUCAAGAUGGAGCGAGGUGUUGCAUCAUCACCAGACGUGAAGGAGGAGAAAAUCAAGAUUGAGCGAGGUGAAGCAUCUUCAGACGUGAAGGAGGAGAAGAUCAAGAUUGAGCGAGGUGAAGCAUCUUCAGACGUGAAGGAGGAGAAGAUCAAGAUGUCGGACUUAAAUGA
Amoebophrya sp. A25 is the source of this 3621-nucleotide messenger RNA. The record is from the annotation of a GenBank genome assembly. NCBI's taxonomy places the organism in Eukaryota, Dinophyceae, Syndiniales, Amoebophryaceae.